AUGGACUCUCCACGCAAGGCCCGGAACCGCGCCGCGUGUCGCCGUUGCCAGAGACGGAAGAUCCGAUGCGAUGGAAAGCUUCCACAAUGUUCGUCUUGUCGAAAGAUCGGCGUCGACUGCAUCAAUGAUGGAAAGCAGGAGGUUAACCGGACCUACAUCGCAAAUCUACAAAAGCGCAUACAGUGGCUGGAAUCAUUGAUCAAGCAACAAGAUCCCAGCAUUCGACUUGAAGAUGGCCCACAGCUCGAUGAAGCAGAUAUUUCACUAUUGAGCUCUGGCGAUGGACCGACACAACUCGAUCAUGUUGUUCCUGAGGCCGUCCACAGCCAACGAUCAGUAGCUUUGGCACAACAGGGGCAAUCUCCAAAAGCGAACGAUCCCCAGCCAUCUGGCCCACAAGCAAGACCAGCGCAUGAGAUUGGUCUUGUAUCUCUCUCUUCGGGAAGCGAGCCGAGAUAUAUUGGUCCCUCCAGUGGGUACUUUUUGGCAAAUCUCGUAUUCUCAAGCGCGGGACGGCGAACCGCACCAUCAGCAAACAAUGGCAAUCCCAACCAGCCAAUAUCGCUGUCAAGAGAGUUUUUCAACACUCCAGCACCCCUGCCAUACCGUAAGCAAGAUGCCAUUGAACUUUCUUCAAAGUAUUUUGCUUCUAUACAUCUGAUCUACCCAUUUCUCCACCAACCCUCACACAUGGCACGUCUAGAGAAGCUGUAUGCCAAUGGAAUAGAGACGUCUGAUCCAGUGGAUGUAUUCCAAGUUUUCAUGGUUCUCGCCAUAUCUGCGUCUGAUCUUUCUAGGCGGUUCAGACUUCCCCUCCCUGCUGAAGGAUAUUACACAGCAGCCACUCAACAUUUCGAGCGUGCAUGUGCUGAAGGAACACUUGAAGGGUUACAGAGCCUGCUGCUGCUGAUGGUGUAUGGAUUACACAAUCCUUCCUGUGACAUCAAUGUUUGGAGCUUGAACUAUCAAUGCCUGGGUUCCCUCAUUGAUUUGGGCCUUCAGCGUGACAUUCGCGCAUCCUCGACAUUUUCUAUUUCUUUCCUGGAGCAGGAAAUGAGGACUCGAAUCUUCUGGGUGGUCUAUAGCUUCGAUCGCACUCUUGGAACCAUGAUGGGUCGACCGAUUGGGGUGCGGGACGAGGCUUGUGAACUUCGGCUUCCCUUAGAUAUCUCAGACACGCAGCUUGCUGAGCAAAUCACCCAAGAAAGGUCACACCAGGAACCGCCAUCUCAUAUAACAUUUUCCAUUCACCUUUUCAGAAUCACACGAAUGAAUUCCGAGAUUAAAUAUGUCAUGCAUAGCAUCUGCAGAGAUGCUCCUCGAUAUGCCUAUCCACCGGUUACUGAUAUUUAUCUAUGGCAAAAGGAGAUGCUGGGCCGGCUUCAGUCAUGGCGUGAAGAAAUUCCCAGUGCACCUGGACUGGAAGCAAUCCGCAGGAUUUGCGAAACCAAGUACCAUGAAAUGAUGAUCUUGAUUCUGAGACCCAGUCCCGGUAUCCCGGAGCCAACGGAAGAUAUUCUCACGCAAUGUUUCCGACAUGCCGUGGAUCUUCUCCGUGGAUUGGGCGAGCUAUACCGACAAGAGGCACUGUUGUACAGCAGGCUAAUUGUUCACUCAAUAUUCUUGAGCACUCUAAUCAUGCUUCAUUGUUUAUGGAGACUUCCUACUGUCGCCUCCGACGUGCAAAUUGAUGAGCUCGUGGCUGAUACAAGUACUAGCUUGAAUAUCCUCAGCAGCAUCGGAGAAUAUUGGACCGAAGCUAAGAGAGCAAGAGACUGUAUUCACGAGCUAUCUGGAGCCACUUUCCAGAGACUACUAAAAGCACGAAGCUUAGAAGGCCCUUCUACCUCGCCUACACAAAUCAGGGGCCGACGUUCCUCUGUGAGAGGACAACGAUCUCAGAACAGCAAUGAAACAAUCCCAUUGCCCGACACCGGCAGUGAAAAUGUGUCAAUCAACCCCUUCCUCGAUGAUUAUGACAUGACACUUGAUUCCACAAACUGGUUGCAUGACUCUGCCCCGGGGGGCUUCAUGGACUUUACCGGUGCCCCGGACUUUGACUCGCUCAUGUGGGAGGUUUUCAAUGCCACCUCAGCAUGA
This is a messenger RNA of Penicillium nucicola, 2100 nucleotides long. RefSeq names its product Zn(II)2Cys6 transcription factor. Gene Ontology annotation, biological process: DNA-templated transcription; positive regulation of transcription by RNA polymerase II. The transcript has 3 exons. Bases 1 to 2100 code for a protein of 699 amino acids. NCBI's taxonomy places the organism in Eukaryota, Fungi, Ascomycota, Eurotiomycetes, Eurotiales, Aspergillaceae. Gene Ontology annotation, molecular function: sequence-specific DNA binding; zinc ion binding; DNA-binding transcription factor activity, RNA polymerase II-specific. The record is from RefSeq and is a predicted model, not a curated record.